Molecule: messenger RNA, 3677 nt
Organism: Esox lucius (northern pike)
Lineage: Eukaryota; Metazoa; Chordata; Actinopteri; Esociformes; Esocidae
Gene: znf740b
Product: zinc finger protein 740b
Exons: 7
Coding region: 654-1520 (288 amino acids)
Biological process (GO): regulation of transcription by RNA polymerase II
Cellular component (GO): nucleus
Molecular function (GO): RNA polymerase II cis-regulatory region sequence-specific DNA binding; DNA-binding transcription factor activity, RNA polymerase II-specific
Source: RefSeq, a predicted model, not a curated record
UUCUUGCCCUAGCUUCACCUAAGCAGACCCUGGCUUUACCUAAUAAGUUACCUUGAAUGAAUUCACAACAUAAGUGCCAAAAAAAUAUUUUUGCUCCUCAUAUUUUACCCAGGCAUAUGAUGGUAUUUGCCCUGAAACUCAGUGAUGAGGUCUACCUAGCUAACGAUGUUGGAUUGCUAGCUUGCUAAUUAGGUAGCUCGCUAACGUUAGCUCGUUAGCUAACGUUAUACUAUAACUGCUUUUCUGUCAGUAUUCAGACAUUGUUUUAGCUGGCUAAUUAGAGCCCUGAAUAAUACUGCAUGUUUAACCGGCCUUAACGCAGUGCAUUGUCAAGGGAUAAGAUGCGCUAUCUAUCCAAUGCAUUUGCUUUUAUGCUUAUACUAUGAUACAUUUUCAUUGUGCUGUGGGUGUAAGCUCUAGCAAGCUAAGUAGGUAUCCUCUUAGUUCCCGGCUACUUUAGCGUUCACUUAGUUUACAGUUGACAUGGAUUAGGAGAGCACACGAUUAACAACUGUGUGGCCAGGGCUUUGCCCCCCCCCGAUGAUUUGGGUGGGUGCGGUCUCUUCUCGCACCCAUUAUCCCGAGUGACGCCUCACGCCCCCCCCCCCUCGUACCCCAAAACACACACGCAUUCUAACCACGCUACCACGGCGAUGACGCACCACCCAGGCAACUCUGUUCGAGAACACAUGAAAUGGGCCGGGCUGCUGGGCUGCGAGGCGGUGCUGUCCAGCAUGGCCCUGAUGCAGGCCAACAACAUGUCUGGCGUGGGCCAGAAGAAGACGGUGUCCCAGCAUGGACAGGGCCAGAGGGACGACGCCGGCGCAGAGGGCCACCAGCAGCAGUCUCAGCAGGGGCACCACGGACACCACAACAACCACCAGUCCCACGGCCACCUCAGCCACAUGGUCCUGCCCUCGGGGGUCAGCUGCCCGCCUCUGUUAAUCAGAAAAGAUGGACACUCGUUUCAUGCCUCCAGGCUGCUGGAUGAGAAGGACAUGCAGGGAAGCCAGAAUAUGCAACCAACAAAAAAGAAGCACCGAAAAGCAGGAACACCAAACAAGCUGAGGGAGAAAGUGGAGCAGGUGGAGUUGGACAUCAACGAGGGUGAUGAUCAUAAUUCCCAAGUACAAAAGAACUUCAUCUGUGAGCACUGUUAUGGAGCCUUCCGCAGUAGCUACCACCUAAAACGACACAUCCUCACUCAUACAGGAGAGAAACCGUUUGCGUGUGACGUUUGUGACAUGCGGUUUAUUCAGCGAUACCACCUGGACAGACACAAGAGAGUUCACAGUGGAGAGAAGCCCUACCAGUGUGAUCGCUGCAAUCAGAACUUUUCUCGGACGGACCGCCUGCUGCGCCACCGGCGUCUGUGUGGAGCAGGGGCUAACAUUCCCAAGGUGGAGAACCAGUCAACUUUCUCCUGCGAUGGCCGAGGAGGAGCCUACUCCCAGGAUGCAACUGGUCACACGGCCAACUGGAGCCCCCUACAGCAGCAGAACAACCGUUUGGCUGUCUGACCUCCGACCCCUCACGCAGACAGCCGUUCACGGCUCAGUGACACCACAUCAGAAGCAGACCAGAACUGCAUCCUCCCUCAGCUUCUUCCCAGUUAAUCCUGGCUAAGACGAACAAACCAAACCAUAUAUUGUACUCACCAGCGAGCUCAUAUCCUGUUAAUUGGAUAGGGGAUGAUUUUUUUUAACUCAUUUUAUCUUUUUGUUGUGUUGUUACGUACAUGGUACUUGAGAGGAGGAGGAGACAAGUCCUGGGGUGGGAGGGGUUUGGGCGACUCGCCAUAUUGCUAUGGCAGGAGUGAAUUGACAAAAACCGAGAGGUAUGUAAGCUCCAUUGAACAGCCCGUUUUGAACUUGGAGUGAUGAUCUGUGGAGGCCGGCGUGAGAUUGGCCUGGUCAAACAGAUAGUCACCGCCGACAUAGCUUUUUUUUUACCAUUGAGUAUUUGUGGAAUCUCAUCGUCAUUGAGUAACCUAUGACCCUGAUCCACAGCCAGCCUCAGGUCUGUGGUCAACCACGUCAUACUAAGGACAAUGGAGAACACGCAUCCUUGUGGCCUUGAACUCGGAUUCAUCUACGUUGGUUUCUUUAGUCCUACUAGCUUGAUAGUUCCUGUUCUAACCUGUUAGUGUAUGGAUGUAGGCAAAUGGGCCAGUGUCACAUUUCUUGUUUUAUGUUGUUAGUGUCCACACAUCCAUCCAGUCCUUGUGAUGUAUUUGAUUUUAAUACUGUAAGAUAACUUUGUAUUUUAAUACACUGGUCAAAUGUUCUUUAACUCUAGAACCUCUCGUGGCUACUGUAUGGGGAUAGUGACCAUAGAAAUAUAAUUACUCAUGUUAAUUCUAGUAUUUUAUUUCUAUGUUGAACUUCAUAGUCAGUGUAUGAUCAGCUUUAUAUUUUUUUUUCUCAAUGGACAUUUGCAUAUGUAGGGCAGGCCUGUUCUAUAUUCAUCCAGAGUUUGUCUUUCUGAACACUCACGGUUUUUGUCCGUCAACGUCUCAAAUGUUAUGGAAUGUCCUUAGUGUGUUGAUCCAUCUCAUAAUAUUUUUAUAGUGUUAUUUUAAAGCGCUCAUAAUGUUGCAAACAGCAGAUGAAGCAGGUCAGUUGACUACUCAACUUUGACCUGCUCCAUUUCAUUUUUUUAAACAAACUCUAUAAUCCACGCCUUGAUUGUUGUUUGUAUUCACCUCUGGCAUCUUCAGUGAAGAUGACCAUGUCAGAAAUCCAAAUCACCCCUGCAUCCUGAGCUUUCCUCUGAAUCGGAGAGAAUUGGAUAAAUACAACUUUUGUUGUAAGAAGUAUUGCUUCCAUCUUUCUUAUCUUCACCGAUCUAGAUGAGGGGCUAGGGACUAGGGGUCUGUUUGGAUUUCACUCCCUGAACUCUGUGGAUAUCCAUGGCAACAGAAGGUCCACUGGGGUUCCUUUCAUUCACAUUUUGAUGGGAGCGUGUAAAACUCCAGUACGGUAGUCUGGUGUCGUAUCGGUUUGUACUGACUUGCCAACUCAAGUUUUAAUUUCCCUAAACCAUCUUAGGAAUUGGCUGUACUGUACAGAAAUGGGACCAGGCUAUCACUUAAGCUCUAAACACUGGAUUGAGGAAGCCUGAAAUAUAAUACAUCAGUUCUUAUCUCUAUAGAGAGUUCUUAUUUUAGAGGAACAGUAGUUACUAUUUCAUCACUGUCAGGUUGUUAGUGCUGUCAGGGGAGUUUGUGGCCCUUCAGAAAGACUAAAGGCAGUUCGUUUUCUACUGCUGAAUUUGAGUUAAUAUAUAUAUUUUUAAUUUCUAUUCAAUUAGGAGUAGAGGCAGAACUGCCACUAGUGCCUGUCUGUUGUAACAGUAUGAUUAGUUCAUUUGUUUUAUUACCAGUAGUAUUGCAUGCAUUUCUGAUCCCCAAAAUAAAAUGACAGGAUCUCUUAAAAUGUUUUUGAUAACAUGGUUUUUUUAAAGUCAUCACAAUGCUAGUCCCGAUUCGCAGACAAGCUGAAGUCAACUUUUGACCCUGUAAGACAUUGUCGUCAAUUAAAAACUAGGGCCUCAAGCUGAAAUAAAGAUUUUCCUCUUUUUAAAAUGUGUUCCUGUACUCAGGUUUAAAUACAAUCCGGGUUGAUGCUUGUGAUGAACCACCAGAGGACGCUCUUUCCUCAUUCAUGACGGCAGUG